This is a messenger RNA of Aspergillus japonicus CBS 114.51, 1596 nucleotides long. Its product is annotated as histidine phosphatase family protein. The coding region runs from base 1 to 1596 and encodes 531 amino acids. NCBI's taxonomy places the organism in Eukaryota, Fungi, Ascomycota, Eurotiomycetes, Eurotiales, Aspergillaceae. The record is from RefSeq and is a predicted model, not a curated record. The transcript is spliced from 3 exons. Gene Ontology annotation, molecular function: acid phosphatase activity.
AUGGCCACGGCGGUUGAGGGGAGCGCAAUCCACCCGCGAGCGACGCCCACCCAGCCCAAUUGGUUCCAGACCUCGCCUGAUCUGUAUGCUGGCACUGUUGCGACCGGGGCUGCACCUUUCCUCGCUGAAAUCAAUCCCGCACCUUUCGGGGAUGCUACCUAUGUUCCCAAUGCUCCACUCGAGACCUCGGAGCCCGUUCAGGGUGCGAAGGGGAGGAACGUCUUCCACCUGAUGGGCGACCUGAGUCCUUACUUUUCGCCGGCCGAGGGCUUCGGGGUGAACGAAUAUCCCUUGCCCAAGGGUGCUAACAUCACCCAGAUGCACAUGCUCCAACGCCACGGGGCGCGAUAUCCCUCAUCCUCGGAGGGCCUGGACACGUGGGGUGAAGCCAUCGCCAACGCCACCGCACAAGGACACGUUUUCUCCGGCAAGCUGGGGUUUCUGAACCAGUGGUCCUACCGCCUGGGCAAGGAGAUCCUGGUCCCGCAAGGCCGCCAGGAAUUAUUCGACGCGGGGGUCCUGAACUUCUACAACUACGGCCAUCUGUCCGACCGCCGCAACGGCACCGCGAAGCUCGUGGUGCGCACGACCCUGCAAGCGCGGAUGCUCGAGAGCUGCGAGAACUUCCUGGCGGGCUUCUUCGGGCUGCACUGGCGCGACCACGCCAACAUCCUGGCCACCAUCGACCCGGCGACCACGGGCGAAUCCGCCUGCACCAAGGCGUCGGCGACCAUGAUGGAAUCCAUCCAGAUCCCCGUGGGCACCUGGAUGGCGACCUAUCUCGAGGCGCGCACCGCCGAGCUGCGGCGGCUGGCGGGGGGCUACAACUGGACGGUGACCGACACGUACCACGCGCAGGCGCUCUGCCCCUACGAGACCAUCAGCCUCGGCUACAGCGACUUCUGCCAGCUGUUCACGUACGACGACUGGGAACACUACGCCUAUCUCAUGGAUCUCGAGUUCGCGGGGCUCUCCGGCUUCCACAGCCCCACCGGCCGCGCGCAGGGCAUCGCCUUCGUCGAGGAGUUCCUGGCGCGUGUGGAGGGCCACCUGCUUGACGUGCCCGCCAACACCACCGGGGCGAACGUGACGCUCGACACCAACCCCGUCACCUUCCCGCUCGACCAGAAGCUGUACUUCGAGUUCACCCACGAUGCCAACAUUGUCUCCGUGUUGACGGCGUUCGGGCUCACGCAGUUCGCCGACCCCCUGCCCCUCACCGGACCCACGAAGGGCCAGCAGUUCCACUCCAGUCGCCUCGUGCCCUUCGCGGGCCGUCUGAAUAUCGAGAUCAUCAGCGCGCCGCACAAGGUCUCGACCAGGCGGUCAUCGUCCCGGGCCACCAGCACAACCGGCGGUGACUACGUGACUGACAGUGGCCCGACGCAGUAUGUGCAUUUCAUCCAGAACCAGCGCACCAUCCCGCUCCACGCCAGCUUUGCCGAGUGCGAGUACCGCGAGGACGGAUGGUGUGAGCUGUCGACCUUCUUGAGGAUUCAGGAGCAAAGUCUGGCGAAGGCGCAGUAUCCGUAUGCCUGCUUCGGGAACUGGACGAUGAAGGGUUGGGGCGCUGUCACCAACGGGGUGCCUGCAUGA